GAGGAAGCAAAAAAAAUCGGAAAACAAAAAAGACUCCAAAAAACAAGAAGCAUCGAGAGGCGAGUUUUCUUUUACUGACUGCAUGGCAACACGGUACGCUGGAGUUCGAGGGAAAGGCACAAUGGACGGUACAGGUACUUUUUUUCCAAUAGCGAAAAGCUCUCAACUGCCACUGGGAAAGCCCGCGCCUGCCACAGUAGCAAAACUUUAAGCAAGUGCGCAAGCCUACCUAUCUAUUCUUAUUCUUUCUCUUCUUCACUUACCUCCUACUUAAUGCUUUUUUCAUCAACAUCUGUCAAUACUCUGCGACUAAAGAAAUUUUUUAGUUACUCUCUUCUGAAAUCAAGAUGAAUCCGCUGCCAGGUACCAUACACGGCACCCAACAUGACUGGAAUCAGGCGGCAAUGGCUCAAUUCGCCAUUAUGAUGGAACAGCUUCAAAGACUUGAGAACCGAAUGACCGCUGCUGAGGAGCGAGCAGAGGAAAGAAUGCAACUGUUUAGGCAACAAAUGAAUGCGUCCCUGCAGCAAAUCAAUAUGGCUCUGGAUCGCACGGCUAGGGCUGAGCAGCAGCAACGCCGCACGACAGCUUUGGUCAUUAAUCAACAACGGAGAGCUCAGAAUACAUCGACCUGGCUCUGUUGCCGCAAGCUAUUCAUAACUCAUCUGGUUCCACUCUGUAGCCAGACUACUGGGGCGGAUAUUGAAAGAUUUCCUCGGACUUAUGGUGAUAUUGGUCUGCUUGAUGAGAAUGAUGCACGAAGAAUCCUUACAGAUCUCGAGAUCAGUGCCCACGAUUGUACUCUGGCCGAGAUGCAGGACUUGAUUCGCUUCUAUGUAGUCUAUCCCUAGCUUUGUCUCGGGUCAAACAGGGCAUUGAAUCUUUUAACGUGUUUUGAGGAUCACAAGCUGCCAGUAUCUAGCUACAAGGCCACUCUGGCACUUCCACAGUUAGCUUUUUAAAUCGCAGCUCUUCUGAAUUGAUCUCUAUUGCAAGGCACCGGCC
Messenger RNA from Trichoderma harzianum CBS 226.95, 1005 nucleotides. RefSeq lists its product as hypothetical. Lineage: Eukaryota; Fungi; Ascomycota; Sordariomycetes; Hypocreales; Hypocreaceae. The transcript is spliced from 3 exons. Bases 348 to 851 code for a protein of 167 amino acids. The record is from RefSeq and is a predicted model, not a curated record.